Molecule: messenger RNA, 507 nt
Organism: Entrophospora candida
Lineage: Eukaryota; Fungi; Glomeromycota; Glomeromycetes; Entrophosporales; Entrophosporaceae
Source: the annotation of a GenBank genome assembly
AUGGUUAGACAGAAAGGAAAGUUGAUAAAACCAUAUAAUUCAAUUCUUGGAGAACAAUUUUCAUAUCAUUGGGAGAAUUAUAAAGUUACAUGUUUAACAGAACAAAUAUCACAUCAUCCAUCAGUUUCAACUUUUUGUUAUCAUAGUGAAGAUAAAGGAAUAACUGCUUGUGGAGUAGAUCAACUUUUGGCAAGAUUUACCGGAACUUCUGUAAAAAUUGGACCAGGUGAACAAAAUAAAGGAAUUUACAUUAAUCUGAGUGAAAGAAGAAAUGAAGAAUAUUUAUUAACUCAUCCUGUAGCCAGUGUGCAAGGUUGGUUAAAAGCUUCACCAUAUGUAGUUGUUGCUGGAAGCUACAUUAUAACUUGUCAAAAGACAAAAUUGAAAGCAAUAUUAGAAUAUAAAGAAGAGAUAUGGAAAGGAUAUUCUCAAUUCCAAAAAAAAGUCGAACCAAUUUCAAAACAAAGACCACUUGAAUCAUGUAAUGUUUGGAAACCUGUCACAACA